GUAACUUGGUAAACAUUCCUCUACACAAAAUUAGACCAUGACGAAUCUAAGCAUUUCACAAUUUCACCCGGGAACCAUGGCUAUGAAGCGAAUAUACAAGGAAUGGCAGAACUUUGUGGAAGAUCCUAUUAAGGGGAUAUCCUACGGACCCCCCCUAGACCACUGGAACCACUGGGACGCGAUCAUAGAAGGUCCGGCUGGUACACCCUAUGAAGGUGGGUCUUUUAUGUUGGACGUGGUGAUCCCCGUGGAAUACCCAUUUGCACCCCCCAAGGUGCAGUUCAAGACACGUGUCUAUCACCCAAACAUCAGCAGGAAAGGCGUGUUCAAGCUGGACGUUCUCAGAGAUCAGUGGAGCUCACCAAUCACUGUAGCCAAAGUUUUACUGUAUGUGAGAUGCUUGCUGGUGGAUGACAUUAAUCCAGAUGAUCCCUUGGAACCAGACAUUGCCCGUCUGUACAAAACUGACCGGGCGAAAUAUGAGCAGACCGUCAGAGAGUGGACGAAGAAAUAUGCCAUGUGAAGUCAUCUCCACAACUCACCAUGUCAGCUCAUCUCCACAACUCACCAUGUGAACUCAUCUCCACAACUCACCAUGUGAACUCAUCUCCACAACUCACCAUGUGAACUCAUCUCCACAACUCACCAUGUGAACUCAUCUCAACAACUCACCAUGUCAGAACUCAUCUCCACAACUCACCAUGUCAGCUCAUCUCCAUAACUCACCAUGUCAGCUCAUCUCCACAACUCACCAUGUCAACUCAUCUCCACAACUCACCAUGUCAGCUCAUCUCCACAACUCACCAUGUCAGCUCAUCUCCACAACUCACCAUGUCAACUCAUCUCCACAACUCACCAUGUCAACUCAUCUCCACAACUCACCAUG
This is a messenger RNA of Haliotis rubra (blacklip abalone), 886 nucleotides long. RefSeq names its product ubiquitin-conjugating enzyme E2 D2B-like. Gene Ontology annotation, biological process: protein polyubiquitination. Gene Ontology annotation, cellular component: nucleus. The transcript is spliced from 6 exons. The coding region runs from base 38 to 523 and encodes 161 amino acids. Gene Ontology annotation, molecular function: ubiquitin conjugating enzyme activity. The record is from RefSeq and is a predicted model, not a curated record. Lineage: Eukaryota; Metazoa; Mollusca; Gastropoda; Lepetellida; Haliotidae.